This is a messenger RNA of Propithecus coquereli (Coquerel's sifaka), 518 nucleotides long. It is a transcript of the gene WFDC2, whose product is annotated as WAP four-disulfide core domain 2. Gene Ontology annotation, biological process: antibacterial humoral response; innate immune response. NCBI's taxonomy places the organism in Eukaryota, Metazoa, Chordata, Mammalia, Primates, Indriidae. The transcript is spliced from 4 exons. Gene Ontology annotation, cellular component: extracellular region. Gene Ontology annotation, molecular function: peptidase inhibitor activity. Bases 28 to 402 code for a protein of 124 amino acids. The record is from RefSeq and is a predicted model, not a curated record.
GCAGCCCGCCUGCCCCGGCGCAGCACCAUGCCUGCCUGUCGCCUCGGCGCGCUCACCGCUGCCCUCCUCCUUGGCCUGCUGCUGCUCGACCUCCCCCCAGUCACAGGCACAGGAGCAGAGAAAAUGGGCGUGUGCCCCGAACUCGAGGCGAACCUCAACUGUACCGAGGAGUGCCACUCCGACAGCGAGUGUGCAGACAACCUCAAGUGCUGCCCGGCGGGCUGCGCCACCGUCUGCUCUGUGCCCAAUGAAAAGAAGGGUUCCUGCCCCCAGGUGGACAUUAGCUUCCCCCAACUUGGCCUCUGCCAGGACCAGUGCCAGGUGGACAGCCAGUGUCCUGGCCAGAUGAAAUGCUGCCGCAAUGGCUGCGGGAAGGUGUCCUGUGUCACUCCCAACUUCUGAGCUCCAGCGGCUACCAGCCUGGAGAGUGGGGAGGGGACGUUUCUGCCUGACCCUGUGUCUGGCUCCGGCUCGGCUGCUCUCACCUCUUUCUAGCCUCUGUGUUCCCUCCUGGGCUG